AUGCCGCAAGCAACUCCAGUGAUUGAUAUCAAUUAUGGAGCUCCAGGCUACAUUGUAAAUUUCGUGUUAUUCUCUGCUCUUUUCGUCUUCAAUGCUGUAGUCUACAUAAGAAGCCGACUGCAGGCGAAACGAUUCGCUGAUCAUUGCGUCUACCUGCCCAAUGAAAAUCAGACGCAGAAAGGAUAUCGCCCUUCGAGGCUGGGAAGAUCCUGUCGAGCCCUUUCAGUGAUCUUCUUGAUUUGGAUGCAAUGCUCUCUGAUCAUCACUUUCCUGUCAAAUUAUCAGCACUACUGGCCUUACUCGCCUGGCAAAGGAGAGGAAAACAAGCAUGUGACCUGGGAUUCCUUCACACGAGCCUUCCUCUUGCCGUGGAUUACAACCUUCUUGCUUCUUGUAGGGCUCCGGCGACACCAUUCCUCUCUUGCUAUAUUCUACAUGUGCCCGUGCUCGCUCGAAAGAGCGACCCAUGUCAAGGUACACAGCAGCAUCGAGGAUGAGAACGGAAACCGUCAGGACUUUGAAGACGUUGUUCCCGUAUCCAUCACAGCGAGGAAUCUCCGCAUGAUCGAGUGGCAGCUGCUUCGUUACGUGUACUGCAGCUCCAAGGAUGCCUUCACUUCGGAUCCCCAGUACGACAACGAUGAUGACGAGGGUAUGAAGGUUGAGCGAGACAUCACGGGGGUUUGGGCGAACGAGAUGCACAGGAAAGGAGGAGUUUCCAGCGAGAUGGCCUCUGUUAUGCUGGAUGGUCCUCAGGGGCGAAAUGAGAUCACUGUGCACAUCCCCUCGAUCCUUGAAGGGUGCGUGACAGAGUUCUUCUCGUUCUUCUACAUCUAUCAGUUCUUUGCGGUGACCCUCUCCUUCUACUGGGACUACGUCUCCGUCGGGCUGAUGAUGUCCCUGCUGGUCCUGACAUGUGGCGUCAUCAAGGUUUACACCGAGAGGAUGCAGAGAUUGAAGAUGAAGGAAAUGGCGACCUUGGACGAGACGAUCUUGGUCUUCCGGGACAACCAGUGGAAGAGCGUUGACUCCCAUGAAGCGUGUGUGGGAGACAUCCUCUGUCUGACUUCCAAGCUGGAGGAUGAAGACGCUGAGAACGAGAAUCAUCCUCAUCACCGACCGCUGCUGACAGCAGACUGCAUCUUGAUCAGUGGCUCUUGCGUGGUCGACGAGUCUCUACUGACUGGAGAAACCAUGCCCAUCCAGAAGUUUGCUGUGUCCGAAGACAAGCGUGUGCGCAUCCCCGAUAGCGCCGAGCACAAGAAACACUUCUUGUUUGCAGGGACUUGCUUGCUGCAUGCUGGAGGAGCGGAUCAGACGGAGCUGCCGGAUCACGUGUCCGAAGGAGGGCUUGCAAUCGUCACCCAUGUGGGACCUCGGAGCACGCGCGGGAUUCUCCUGCGGACUCUUCUCUUUGGGUCCUCUACUCGACUGCACAUCGUAGCCGAGGCUCAGUUUGUCCUGGCAUUGCUGGUUUUCAUCGCCUUCUGGGAUUUCCUUGCUGUCAACUUGAACUACGAGUUCAACUUGAGCUCAGUCCUUGCUGCAACUUUCAUGCUCAUCUCCAUGGUCUCUCCGCUGCUCAGCGUCGCUGUGCUGGGCGGUCAGCUGGCCUCAGCCCAGCGGCUCAACAGGAAGAAACCGGCGAAGGAGACGCGUGAGCAAGAGGAAGGAGAGCAAGCUUCAGCAGACGAGACGAUCCAGAUCUACGUGAGGGAUGUCGACAGGAUGGCGCUGGCAGGGAAGAUUGACCUCAUGUGCUUCGACAAGACCGGGACCAUCACCAAGACCGGGCUCGACCUCAUCGGCUUCCUGCCUGCUAGCAACAAGUCGGAGACGAGAGCGUCCUGGGAGGAGCUCCAUCCCCUCGAAGGCUACGUGGCAGGAGGGGAGGAGCUGGAUGAGCUUCUGGCUGCUGCCCUGGCGCUGACGCACACAGUCUCUCGGCUUGGGAAGCAACUGAUAGGACAUCAAGUCGAGCUGAGGAUGGUAGAGGCAGCGGAGCAGCUGGGGUGGAAGUACGAGGAGGGGAUGAAGGCAGCCAACGAGUGGACGAUCGUCAAGCAGUGGACGUUUGAUCAUCAGACCAUGACCAUGUCAGUCCUCACAGCGAAGGAACGCGGCGAUGAGAAGAAGAACCUUGUCUUUGUCAAAGGAUCGUUUGAGGCUGUCAGCACAAGGUGCUCGCCGAAGCUCGAUGACAAGUGGAGGAGAGCUGUGGAGUUGCACUCGAAGAGGGGUUGCUACAUCAUCGCGAUCGCCUGCAAGAAUGUCGAUGACGAUCAGAUCCUGACCAUCAGCAGACAACAAGCAGAGUCCUCGUUGACUUUCCUGGGACUCAUCGCAUUCCGAAACGAGCCCAAGAUGCAGCAUGGAGGAGUGGAGUGCGUCAUGGUGACAGGGGACUCUGCUUUGACUGGAGUUGCGGUUGCCAAGACCGUUGGUAUCAUCCCUGAAGACCACUUUGUGUUCGUUGGGAAGUUGGAUGAUAAGAAGAAUCUGUCGUGGACCCAAGUGGUUUCCGAGGAGCGCAAGCCGGCAGGCGAAAAGGAUGCUGAGUCAGGGAGAGCAGCGGAGAGUGCAAGAGACGGGGAGAAGACGAGGGAGGAAGGGAAGAGGGACGACGAGCGAGACGAAAGCUCGAUGAAGACAAGUCUGGUUGUCAGUGGAGAUGUCUUUGAACACCUCCUCAACAACGGAUCCAUGGGCGAAUUCCUUCACUGCCGCAAGUCUUGCCGAGUGCGAGGACGUUCAACCUGCGAGUGUCCGCGGAUCCGUGUGUUCGGCCGGAUGACUCCCCAUCAGAAGGUGCAGGUUGUUCGAGAGUUCGCCAACAACAUGAGAACCGUCGGGAUGUGCGGGGACGGAGGGAACGACAGUGGUGCCCUGAGAUCGGCUCACGCUGGGCUAGCACUGUCGGGUCGAGCAGAAGCUUCCGUGGCAGCUCCGUUCAGCACGGACAGUGACUCCCUCGCUGCUCUCACUCUCCUUCUCAGGGAAGGACGGGCUUCGCUGUGCACAUCAUUUGCUGCCUAUCGCUUCCUUAUCGUCCGUGGAAUUGUGUGGACUCAGGCGAAAAACAUCAUGUUUCUCAUAGCUGGGCUGUACCUCCCUCCCCUUGGCUACCUCUACCUUGACCUCGUCUCCACCUCCCUCUUCCUCUGGGCAAUCUCCUUGUCGAAGCCUUCCAGUCGACUAUCUCCGCGCAUCCCGGAGGGAUCUUUGUUGGGUCCACAGAAUGUCAUCUCAGCAACCAUAUCUGUCCUUCUCUACCUCUCCAUUCUGGGUAUUCUUCUCGCCGUUUUGUUCACCCGUUCAUGGUUCAAACCCUUCCAGAGUGGCGACGCCUUGUACAAAUGGCAAACCCGGUCGGACAACUACGAGUCUCCUCUCUUCUUCAUCUGGGCCAUAUGGUUCACUGUCGACCUCGCUAUCGUCUACUCUAACGGACAUCUCUACCGCCUGCCGUGGUGGAAGAACAUGGCUCUUAUCGUCGUCUCUGUCCUCAUGGCAACUCCAAUCCUCCUCCUCCUCCUCCUCAACGGCACAGACUACAACUGCGCCUUCAAGAUCAACUGCGACAUGAUAACAUACUUCAAGAUCAGCUCGUCUCCUGUCAACAAGAUCCUCUUCCCCUAUGAGAGAAUCGGCGGCAACGAAUGGUACGCGCCGAGUGAAAACACCUUCUACUCGCACAACUUCAAGGUUGUCUUUUUGGUUGUGCUGGGGCUGGGCAGCUUGUUCCAUGCAGUGGUCUAUUCAAAGGUGAUCUUGGGCCCGGUCGUACAGGAUUGGAUCCCCAACAGGCUGAAAUGGAACGACUCGUCGGCGCAGAUCUUGUUUGAACUGAUGUCUCUCAAGUUUCACCAUGUGUACAGCCUGCUGCAGACAAGUCUGUUCAGCUGCUUCUUCAAGUUCGGCGGCAAAGUUCCCAUGCAGCGUGAGGACCAGGACAUGCAGCCGAUGACGAAGAGCUCAUACAGCAAUGAGUGAAGAUGUCACACCGUCGAUUUCAAACUCCCUAAAUCUCAACAUGCUACCUUGUAAAGUUUACCUACCUUUUAUCGUUCUUGCUCCUUGAUGUAUCAAAUCAGAAACAGGUCC
Molecule: messenger RNA, 4104 nt
Organism: Guillardia theta CCMP2712
Lineage: Eukaryota; Cryptophyceae; Pyrenomonadales; Geminigeraceae
Exons: 22
Coding region: 1-3993 (1330 amino acids)
Cellular component (GO): membrane
Molecular function (GO): P-type transmembrane transporter activity; ATP hydrolysis activity; ATP binding
Source: RefSeq, a predicted model, not a curated record